UCCAGAACAGUGGAUCUGUUAGGAGGCAGACCGCGGCCUGGUCCAUGGAACUGUCCACUCUUGUGCAGCUCUGCAUCAGCUAAUUACACCAAUCUGAGGGGGUACACACGUACUGCCUCCAUGCAGUAGAUUAUUGGAGGCCAGCCCUUAGGGCGGGGUACGUAGUACGUACUAGUACCACUUACUUUAAAAGCUGCCGCAGAUCAAAGGGUGUGGGAUAUGCUCUGCAUGGUUAAUUAAAUAGACCGCAGUGACACUGAUGUGCUGCGCACAGUGAAGGUGCAGGGCACAUAGAUCUGCUGGAUCAUCCUAUCCCACAGUGGUAAAUUGCACCCGCCUUUAUCCCUGACUGACUGGUAUGUAUGCGUGGCUGCAUGGACGCAGUCCACAUAUUAAUGUUGACAUGACUAGCUGGGGGGCCUCUGCUAAGUAGAUCCAGAUUAAGCAAUAAUACGCUUUAGAAGUAGCACGGAUAAUAUAAGCAGAUUAUGAGAGUUGGUUAAAUUGAUUAGCAGCACCAAGCUGUGAGGAAUUUGGAAGCAUUUUCAGUUGACCAAUCAUUUCCUACUGAUGAAGAUGAAGAUGCAGAUCUGAUCGAUGGUUCGCUAUGUGUCGCAUUCGAUACAACUCUUUUCUGUUGCCAAGUUCACCAUGGUAUUGUGUAGUUUAUCCUAUAAUAAUCCCGGUUUCUUCACAGUUUCUGUUUCUACAUAAAGCAUACUGCUUCAAGAUUUUGCUACCUUGAAUCCUUGAUCAUGGCACUAUUACUGGUACAGUUCAGCAAUCUAUGAGUAGAGGUACCUAUCCUGGAUUCCUGGGUACCAAGGUGGGCCAAAAGCUUAAGGGAAUCAUACAAUAAUACUAGUAGUAUUUGGUUGAGGCCGUAAGGACCAGGCAACGAUCAGAACUAUUUGGACCAACAAUUUUUGAUUGGGUCUUGUUAAAGAACAUGUUGCUUCCCCAAUCAUCUUAUGCUUAGUACACUAGAAUCAUUGAACCAAAUGUGAUUUCAUUUCCUGAAAGAUUGCUACUACUCUGGAUGCACCACCAAAUUGGAUGACAGACUCAAUAAAUGGGUCACAGGUUUCCUGCCUUUUUCGUAGGAGCCUUGAUAUCAUGCCAGAAGAUGUGGAGGCGUUGAAUGAGCAGCAGCAGAAGGAAAGAAGGAGAGAAAAGGGAAGACGCCAUCCAUCGAGGUAGAGAGUACCGGGGAGAAUGAGAAUCUGUAGCACGGCACUAGCAGGCUACCACCAACGAACAAGGCCAAGGUCUCAUCUGUGAAAGAUUAAGGUUACUUUGCAGGGAGAUGAGGCCCAUCCCGAGACACGACAGAUGGACGGAUGGAUGGAGAGCUAGCCAGGCGCACUGCAUGGAUUACUGUGACCUAAAAAACUACGUAUUUGAGGACGUUUCUCUCUUGUCUGCACCCAACCUAAUUAUCUAUCCUGUGACCUUAUUGCACCAUUCGAUUACAACAGCCUGCAGAUUAAACCACGCCACCGGCUCCCAGUAAUCUAAUGCUUGCCGCAUGUGAAGAUGGAUCAUUACACUUACAUUUGUCUCUGGGCAAAUUGGAAGGACGGCGCAUAUCCAUUAGAUUAAAUUGCAACAAGGUAGUACCUACCCACCGAUUAAACGGCCUCUUCAGCUCCUAGCUAGCUACUGAUCAUGCGUGUGUCUUGUAGCCUUGUAGAAGAGCAAGGCUCCACGUGGAUGUCCAAGUAAACAAAAUAGGUUUAGCAGCACACCACCGGAUUGAUUAGGCAAAAUCAUUACUAUAUAUCUGCACAAAUUGCACUCUGCCAUCCAUGGCAUCUUCCUUCCUUUCUUCGCUCCUGAAAAAUAGAUCGUGAACAGCUAGUCUGUCUGCUCACUAGGCAACCUAGCUACUCUGAUAAUUCUUUUGAUUACUCCCGUACUUAUAUGCUGCUAGCUUUGUUAAUUAUAUGCCAAUAUGUAUGCAACCCUCCUCUGAACAAAAGCCCAUACACACCUCCUUCCUUCAGUCUCUCUAAUUAAGUAGAGCUAGUAGUAGCCCAGAGCCCCAGACCCAGUGGGCGGCGGAGCACCAUAGCCAGAUAGGCAGAUACCUUCCAGCCUCUGCGUCUUGUACAUCCUGUUCGAUUUCUUCUCCUUGAGAUCAAACUAAAACCAGCCAUGGUCAAGAAGCUUGGCCUCACGUCCCUCAUCUUCAGCAGCAAGCAGGUAGACUGUGCUGCUAGUACCAGUGGCGCUGCACCUUCCUCCAUGGCCUCGUCCUCCUCCAUGUCUGCCACCUCGUGGCAAUGGCCGUCCUGCAAGCAGCCAAGGACCCUCUCCUUCAGGCAGCAUCAGCAGCAAGAGCAGCACCAGGCGGCGUACAAGACCAUGAACUCUGCCUACUUGCCAGACUCGGGCGCCGACUCAUGCUUCUCCAACUCAUUCGCAUCGGUCGACGACAGCCUCUCCACGGCGUCUGAGGCUGCCUCCGGGCUCGUUGAGGCCAACGAGCGAGAGACGGUCAUCCGUGCCCUGCGCUCCGGCCGCCUCUUCUUCGAGCCCCACGCAACGCCGGCCACCUCCUCCUCCAUUCUAGAUGAGGCCAAGCUGAAGCUGAAGGUGAAGGACAUCGAGACUAUCAUCUGCAGUGGCAGCAGGAAGGUUGGCAAGGCGGCGGCGUUCGAGGGAGCGACGGCGAUGACCAUGGACUCGUCGAAUCCGUACCGUGACUUCCGGGCGUCCAUGGAGGAGAUGGUGAUGAGCCAUGGCGUCAAGGACUGGUGCUGGAUGGAGAAGAUGCUGGGGUGGUACCUCAGGGCCAACGGCAAGAGCACCCACGGCCUCAUCGUCGGUGCCUUCGUCGACCUGCUCGUCGCGCUCAGCGACACCGCCUCGCCGUCCUCCCCGACCACCGCCAGCACCAACCGCUCCUCUUCCUUCAGCGGGACCGAUGAGAUCAAGGAGGAAGAAGGAUGAACGGAGCUGGUAUAUAUGAUUAUGUUUAGUUCUCGAUCGUCCCUUGCUGCCAUGAUUCGCGUCAAGUGCUGUUAAUUCCCAGCCGGAUGCAGUGCAGCUUGAUCAAGCGUGAGGUUAGCAGUAUUGAUUCCAUUUGUCUUUUGCCAAUCUACUGGCUAGCUAUUGUGUGAUUGCCUGUCAGUUAACUCCUCGUGCGUGCGUGCACGCACGCACGCCUACCUAACUGAUUGUUUGCUAGCUAGGUGAGUACUAUAUUUGAAUUUGUGUGCACAGCCCGGAUAUUACGUAUGAGCAAAUCAAAUGAAAUGUAAAAAAGACUAUAAAUAUA
Molecule: messenger RNA, 3283 nt
Organism: Hordeum vulgare subsp. vulgare (domesticated barley)
Lineage: Eukaryota; Viridiplantae; Streptophyta; Magnoliopsida; Poales; Poaceae
Product: transcription repressor OFP13-like
Exons: 3
Coding region: 2158-2955 (265 amino acids)
Biological process (GO): negative regulation of DNA-templated transcription
Source: RefSeq, a predicted model, not a curated record